AUGACACAUUUGCAUCGUGAACAAGCAGAGGUAUUGAAAAAAAAUUUGAACGUGGAUGAAGAAGGAAAUUACUCGUACAUUGUACACGUAGAACUCACAGUUAUGGAUAUCAAUGGGGAAUCUCCAUCUUGGGCUAUGGAUCCAUCUCCUUAUUUAGCUGUGGUGUCCCCGUGGGCUGCUGCUGGUUCAUACGUAUACAGAUUACAUGCUGUCCACAGAGAUACAAGUAGUGGAGGAGAACUAGAAUACUUCCUACUCAAAGGUGGAGAUGACAGAUUUAAAGUUGACCAGAGCACAGGCUGGAUCAGAACCACUGGGCUUCCUUUAGUGAAGAAUGAAGAUUAUUUACUUACUGUACAGGCAGCUGACAAACGUGGAAAGAAAAGUUUUCCAACUGUUAUUUCUGUGCUAGCAGGUCCUAGACGACCACAGUUUAAACAAACUUCAUAUAGAGUCCAUAUUCCAGAAAAUAUCAGCCCCGGAGUCACACUGGUGACAGUGUCUGCUUUGUCUCACCAAAACAAUACCUUAAGCUACAGCUUGUCUACAAAUCCCCAAAACCUGUUCAGUAUUCACCAGCUGAUGGGUGAAGUCACUUUAACCCGCAGUGUGGAUUUUGACAGUGGACUACAUCAAUUCUUACUGGUGGUUAGAGCAACAGAAAUCAUGGACCAGCUAUGGAACACUGUGGAGGUACUUGUCAUUAUCACUGAUGUAAAUGAUUGCAUUCCAGAAUUUCAGCAAACCAUCUAUAGCAAAGACAAUGUCCCGGAAUCAGUCACAGUGACAACUUCACUUUUACAAGUGACGGCCACUGAUUGUGACUCAGGACUGAAUGGGGAGGUUUUCUAUCUCAGCCAGAGCCCAGAUUUCAGCAUCUCUGCACAAGGCGUCAUUAAGCCAACAAGGAAGCUGGAUUAUGAACGGCCCAGCCAUCUGUAUGAAUUUGUACUUCUGGCAAUAGACCGAGGAGAGGUGCCCAACACUGGAACUGCAACUGUUAGGAUUCGAAUUUCCAAUGAGAAUGAUGAAGCACCUGAGUUUUCUCAAACAAUAUACAGAACAUUUGUUGCAGAGGAUGCUGGUCCUAACACCCUUGUAGCUACAGUACAUGCCUUUGAUCCUGAUGGGGACCGCGUUACUUACGAAAUUGUGGGAGGAAACCAAGAAGGAAACUUUGUUAUUGAUCCUCAGAAAGGGCUGAUUCGCCUCCGUUCAAGUCUGCUUCCUUUGCUUCAUGAGACAGAAUAUGUUCUCUACGUGACUGCAACUGAUGACAAUUCCUCUGGUGGUUCUCAAAGCCUCAAAAGCACCACCACAGUCAUUGUGAGAGUGGAUGAUGUGAACAAUAACAAACCUGUCUUCCAUAAGUGUGCAGAAUACCGUAAUCAUGCGGUUGUCAUGGAAAACCAGCUGCCAGGCACCUUUGUUCUCCAAGUAGAGGCCACAGAUGCUGACUAUGGAGUGAAUGGCCAAGUGAAGUAUGGACUUGUUCACAGAGAGGGCACCCUGCCUGCUUUCAGCAUUCAUCCUGAUACAGGAAUUUUAACAACGCUGCAGAUUUUUGACCGCGAGAAGCAGAAGGAAUAUUCGCUCACCAUCAAAGCAACAGACCAGGCUGCUGAGCCUCUGAUUGGGCUUUGCCAGAUUAAUAUCCGCAUCCUGGAUCAAAAUGACAAUGACCCCAGUUUUGAAAACAACCGCUAUGAAUAUUUCCUGAGAGAAGAUACCCCAGUGGGAACCAGCUUUCUCCACGUCACGGCUCAUGAUGAAGAUUCCGGUAUCAAUGCCACAAUUACUUACUCAGUUGUAGGAGAUGAACCAUUAAUCUUCCAAGUCAAUAGUUCCACUGGAUGGAUUUAUGUCAACCACCCCAUACCCAGGAAGUCAUUAAUAAUACAAGACAUAAUUGCAACAGAUGGAGGGAAUCGGAGCACAAGGGUGGAAAUAGCUGUGCGGGUCACGGAUGCACAAAACCAGCCUCCUGUGUGGGAAAAAGAAAUAUACGAAAUGGUCAUUCCAGAAAAUACUUUGAGAGAUACACCAGUCGUGACAGUCAAAGCUAUUUCUCUCCUUGGAGACCCUCGGGUGACAUAUACCUUGGAGGAAGGAUUGGUACCAGAGAGUAAUAUGCCUGUGCGCUUCUACCUGACGGUGAACCGUGAGGAAGGGUCUGCCUCUGUCCUUAUAGCUGAGCCGUUAGACUAUGAAACAACCAAGAACUUUAUUUUAAAGAUUCGGGCUCAGAAUGUGGCACCAAUACCAUUAGCGGCUUUUACGACUGUAUAUAUUAAUGUCACAGAUGUUAAUGACAAUGUGCCCUUCUUCACGUCGUCCAUUUAUGAAGCUGCUGUGAUUGAAGGCUUAGAGUUAGGAACAUUGGUCCUACAAGUAUCUGCAACAGACCAAGACCUUGGCCUUAAUGGAGAGAUUACUUAUUCCAUUCUGGAGGAUCGUACUGGAGAUCAUGCAUUUUUCCACAUAGAUUUCCAGACGGGUUCCAUAUACACAGCCUCAGUAUUUGAUAGAGAGGCAAAAGAUUCCUACCUUUUGGAAAUUAAAUCAUCAGAUGGAUCAGAGUCUGCUAGGCCAGGAAAGCAUGGACAGCCAAAUUCGGACACUGCCUAUGUGCGUAUUUUUAUCAGUGAUGUCAAUGAUAACAAGCCUUCCUUCACUCAAAGCGCCUACUAUGUUAAUGUAGAUGAAGAUAAGGAAGUUGGCUCGAUUGUCGUUACUGUCAGUGCUAAUGACCAGGAUGAAGGUAUGAAUGCGAAGAUCAGAUAUCAAAUCACAGGGGGUAAUGUAGGUAGUGCUCUUGAUGUGGAACCUGAUACCGGAGCAAUUUUUAUUUUCCAACCACUUAAUUAUGAGGAAGUAAAAAUAUAUGAACUGAUUUUGUUAGCAUCAGAUGGAAAAUGGGAAGAUUAUGCCACAGUCACCAUCAAUGUAAUCAAUAAAAAUGAUGAAGCUCCCAUUUUCUCUGCAAAUGAAUACCAUGGAAGUGUGAUGGAAGAACUGACAGUCCUACCAGUAGCUGUACUUCAGGUUUCAGCUGUUGAUCCUGAUAAUGUAUCACAUGGAAGCAUCAAAUAUUCUCUACAUGGAAAUGGUGCUAAUAACAUUUUUACCAUUGAUGAGAAAACUGGUAGAGUCUUUGCUCAGAAGACCCUUGACCGUGAAGAACACGUUCUUUGGAGGUUUGUGGUACUGGCCACAGAUGAAGACGGGGAAGGACUUACUGGAUUUGCUGAUGUGAUUAUCUAUGUAGCUGAUGUAAAUGACAAUGCUCCUCAGUUUGUCUGUGUGCUUAAUAACUGCAGUACACAUGUGAUAGAGCAUGCACCAGCAAACACAUCAAUUAUGGACAUGGUAGCUAUAGACCUUGAUGACAAAGGUGUUGAAUCAAAUGCAGUUGUAACAUACUGCAUAGUAGAAAGUGAAAUGAAUCUGAUAAGCUCGGAUUUGUUCAGCAUAAAUUCCAACACUGGCACAAUUUAUACAACAAAUGGAAAUCUAGAUAGAGAAAAAAAUGAUAUACAUUUUCUGCUUGUUGAAGCAAAGGAUGGUAGAGGAUUAUCUACAACUGGUACUGCAACCAUCAGAAUUACAGACAUAAAUGACCAUGUCCCUAGGUUUGCACAACAAAUAUGGAAUGCUGUGGUCUUAGAAAGUGUUGACGUCAACUCAAACAUUAUUCGGGUUUCUGCAGUUGAUGAGGAUGCUGGAGAAAAUGCUCUCUUAACAUUCAGCAUCAUUGAAGGAGAUCCAGAUCAGAAGUUUUACAUUGAAAGUAAUGGCAAGAAUAAGUGGGCUGAAAUAAAGUUAAAAAAGAAGUUGGAUUAUGAAAACCCUCGGGAACGUUGGUUUAAUCUUACAAUUAAGGUAGAAGACUUAGACUUUUCCAGCACUUCCAAUUGUUUGAUAGAGAUACAAGAUUGCAAUGACCAUGUGCCAGUUUUUCUUACUCCAUUUGUUCAAGCAGAACCUUUGUUUGAGAAUAUUACUGUAGGCACAGUAAUCACUCAAGUUUCUGCAUCAGAUGCAGACUUUGGAAACAAUGGACAUAUUGUAUAUAAUAUUAGGCCGGAAUCUGAUAUUCGCGGUGAAUUUCAUGUUGACCAAGAUGGAUUUGUGACUGUGGCAAAAUCUUUAGACCGUGAAACCAUGUCCCAAUACAGCCUCAUAAUUUUGGCUUCUGACCAAGGAAAUCCACCCAAAACGGGAAGUGCAACAAUCUUUCUCAAUGUGUUGGAUAUUAAUGAUAAUGGACCAACGUUUGAUGGUAUAUAUAUGCCUGUUGUUUUGGAAAACAUUGCUUGGCCUUAUGUCGUUCCCAUGAAUGAGAGUUCUGAUUUAUUAUAUGCUGUAGAUCCCGAUACUUCAGAGAAUGGAUCACCAUUUAUAUUCUCUCUACCAAGUGAUUACGAAAAUUCUUCAGAGUUCCUAUUAACUGAUAAUGGAAAUAGUACUGCCACUCUUCAAGUUUUGCGCUCUUUUGACAGAGAAGAACAAAAAGAGUAUUACCUUCCCAUAAUCAUUGCAGACAGUGGAUAUCCAGCUAUAAGUUCUACAAAUACUUUAACAAUAACUAUUGGAGAUGCUAAUGAUAAUCCUCACAGAGAAGGCCACAAGGAUAUAUAUGUUUUCAUGCAUGGUGGAGUAUGGUCAGCGAUGGAGAUUGGAAAAGUAUUUGCACCAGAUGAAGAUGAUUAUGACAAUAAAACAUAUUUUUCAAUCUUAAAGAUACCUGAGCAUUUCGUAUUGAAUUUGAAAAAUGGAUCUAUUACAAUGGCAAACAAGGCUCACCAGGGAAUAUAUGACUUAAAAGUCCUAGUUUCAGAUGGUAUCUGGCCUGAUGUUACAUGCACUGUAAGGAUUCAUGUGAAGGAAGUCAAAAGUGCAGCCAUCCAAAAUUCUGUCUCUGUAAGGCUAAACAAUGUUACUGCAGAAGAGUUUAUACAGAAGGAUGAAUUUGGACUGAGUGGGCUUGACAAAAUGAAGAAUGUCUUGGCAGAAAUUAUACCUACUCAUCACAAUAACAUUCAUAUAUUCAGUCUGAGGAAUAGUGGUAACAGAGAGACAGACUUAAAAAUUGCUGUUCAUAGCUCUUCAGCUUUUUACAAGCCAGAAGUGUUGCAAAGCCUAAUCAAUGAUCACUCAGAUAAGGAUUGCCACCUUAGUUCUGUUUUCCUGGGCAGCUUUAAGUUACACAUGCUACAGGAUGUGCAGGGAGAAACAUUAACCCUUUGA
This is a messenger RNA of Bombina bombina (fire-bellied toad), 5250 nucleotides long. Its product is annotated as neural-cadherin-like. Gene Ontology annotation, biological process: cell morphogenesis; adherens junction organization; cell-cell junction assembly. The coding region runs from base 1 to 5250 and encodes 1749 amino acids. Gene Ontology annotation, cellular component: adherens junction; plasma membrane; catenin complex. The transcript is spliced from 22 exons. Gene Ontology annotation, molecular function: cadherin binding; calcium ion binding. Lineage: Eukaryota; Metazoa; Chordata; Amphibia; Anura; Bombinatoridae. The record is from RefSeq and is a predicted model, not a curated record.